Molecule: messenger RNA, 9051 nt
Organism: Scylla paramamosain (green mud crab)
Lineage: Eukaryota; Metazoa; Arthropoda; Malacostraca; Decapoda; Portunidae
Product: titin homolog
Exons: 3
Coding region: 125-7402 (2425 amino acids)
Source: RefSeq, a predicted model, not a curated record
CAUCAACAAAGGUGAGACGCCCUUCCCCACCCCGCGCCUCCUCCCAGUCAUAGAUGUACAGUCCCGGUUAAUUACUGUGCUGUGUGUGACAUGGACUCCUGCUGGUGUGGCUGCCGUGGCACAGAUGGGCGGGAAAGCUCGGUGGCGGAAGCUGCAGCGCGUGGUGGGGUGUCUGCCGCAGGGCCCCCACGCGUCAGUCGACAAGCACCGACAGCGGCGGGAGAGAGCACGCACCAGGGACGCCAAGAGGAAGAGGCUGGGCGAUGAUGGGGAGGAGGAUGCAGACACCAUACUGAUCGGGAGUAAAAAGGAAAUAAACAAAGAGGAAGAGGAGCAGAGAGCGUGUACGGAUAAGAGUGAGAAUGAUAAAGAAACAGACAAGCCACACCAUCAGCAGGAAAAGGAGCUUGAAGAUAAGAUCAUGACCGAGAUGAAUGAUACGGAUAAGAACUCCUGCAAUGAAAAAAAGGUCCAGGAGGCGAUGGAGCAGCGGGCUGGAGUGUGGACGGCUUCCCCUAACGGAUGGCUCUUUCGGCCCCUGAGCAACACCACUUUAGAGGAAGAACUGAGGAAAGCCCAGGAGGAAGAGGAGGAAAAUGGGCGGAAAGAUCGAGUGCACGAGAAUGGACAGCGAGUGGCCAAGUUCUUCCUAUCAGACGAUGAGAGUGACAGCGACACGGCCAUUUUCAUAGAUGCCUAUCAGCCCGUGGCCUCUGAAGACAAGGACUCUCAAUUAUCUGUGGCGCCCGUCACAUCCCCGUCCCACAGUGAGGCGCUGCAGCGUGACGGCCUCUUAGAAAAUUCCUCGGGAUUCCUCGUGCAAUCCCAAGUGCAAGUCCCUCUAGAGGCCGAGGAUGUGGAGUUGGUAUUGGCAGAUGCGAUCGAGGAGGAUGAAAUCUCCGAGACCGUUGAUCCGCUUGCCAAAAUCAGCACCAUGGAGGCCGUGGUGACCGAAUGCCCACGCCAAGAUUCCCUGCUGGCCGGUCUUGCACCCAAGUUUUUAGAGGCCGAAGCGGCCCCUGAUCGGUCAAGCACGGAUCUCUCCAUCGAGUCAGCUGAAAGCUCUGUCAGCAGGCAGUUACCCUGCCUAAACGACACGGAUGCAGCGACGGACAGCGGAUCAACAAAGGAUAGAACAGACUGUAUUAAAAGUGAGUCGGCAGACGGCAAGGUCGAGUGGAGCACAAUGAAGAAGGAAGCGGGGAGGGAGGCUGAUGCCGCUCAGGACACGCUUCACCACGAAGCAGACACUGAGUCGCACUCCACGCCCGAUACCUCCGCUCCCAGGGACCAGGCCACCCUCGCUAUGAACAAUGAAGCGGCCUCUGAAAACCAUUCUCGGCCAAAACCAAAUUCGGAGAAGAAAGUCGUGGACGCCCACGAUACAAGAGGCGACAGUGAGGCCGAGAACCUCUUCUUUAGUCUGUACCCAGAGUACCAUCCGAGUGAACCUGAGGAAGGUGCCACUCAAGAGGCAGAAAAUGUAGUUACAACUUCCUCUAAUGAUAUAUGUUUUAGUCCUCGGAGUUCUUGUGAUGUGCCACAGGAGAGUGAAGGCAGUGUGGAUGUUGUCUCUCAGGAGGUCGAUGUUCAAGACGGACUAGAACAUCCUAAAGACUUCCAAGAGGUCUGCGAUGGAUCACAAACUGCCAGUCUCGCUCGUGACACCUCCAGUGAAGAUUCGUCAACCACUGCUGUGGAUCCCGUGGCUACUUCGACCCCUGAGAUCAAGCCUAGGAUGACUUUGAACAAAUCUGACAGCCUUCACCAAGACCUGCAUCAGCUUGAAUCUUCUGCGGCCCAACAAGGGGAGCUGGAGGAGGCCGGAGCGGAGGCGGGGCAGGACGCACUAGAGUUGGAGAGCAGACUUGAAAGCGAACGGGCCCGGCAGACACUGGUGGGUAAGGCGCGUGAAUGGAUCAAGGGCGUGGCCAGGAUGGGCGCCACAAAGAGAGUAGACCCCUCCUAUGAGAAGCACCCCAUUUUAGAAGCCACGGAAGACACUUGCUCCCAUUCAACUGGAAAGAUAGAUGAUGAUAAUGAGGUUCUCACGGCGUCCACCGAUACUUUGGACGCUAACUCUGCCGAGGUACAGGCGGGCCCUGCAUCAGGUAGGGAUAUGAAGGUUCACGACAUGCCAGAAGAGGAUCAGGAGGUUUGCUUCACACCUGCUGAAGAUGUAAACAACAUUCCCGAGUCUGGCACAGACCUGAGUACUCAGCAGACACUCCAAGGAAAUCCUGCCUUUCAGUCCUCCUCCACGUGGGAUUCUUGGAGUUGUUCCCCUCCUGACAGAGGCAUGCUGGAGGAUGACUCACGUGUCCAAGACCCAAUAGAACCAUCUACACUGGACAGAGAUACAAAAAUUACCGCUGAACUGACUGAAGACCUGAAUUUCGAUGAAGGAGACAGCCAUUCACCCGGCGAGGACUGGAACAUCACCCAGAGUCCCACGCAACUCUCCCCAGGUACCGGAACAGACCACUACCCCCCAGAGGAGAAGGUGCACUACUCCUCACCUGCCAAUGAGGCCCAGGAUUACUUCGCGUCUGACAAAGAUAUGGAAGAUAAUUUAAACUUUAUUAAUGACAGGAAUAUCUGCAUGCAGCCAACCGCUACUCAGACACUGCAGGCUUGUUAUCCUCUCCCGGAUUCCGUGGUUUUUCCCUCAGCCUUUGAAGACUCUUACGAUGGCCCCACACCUGCUGACUAUCACGCACCUUAUCCCAAACCAACACAUGACUCAGAGCUCCAUUACACACCUGAAGAGGAGAUGAGCACUCCUUACACACCCGUUGAGGAGUUGAAAAUUAUAUGUUCUUCCGUUGAGCUUCUCCAGGCUCGGUACACACCUGAAAAGGGCUCCAGGGUUCAUGACAUACUAACUAAGGAGCUGCAAACUCACCGCACACCUGAGCAUGAGCACAUGAUUCAUGACAGCCCUGCCAAAGUACAAGAGGCUUACAACACACCUGACAAUAAGGACAUGGAGCAAAAUUACACACCUGCAAAUACGGAGAUAUGCUAUACAUUUACCAAAGAACACAGCGCCUUCCACACACCUGCAGAGAAACAAGGUACUUGUGUAUAUAUAGAAGAAGAUAAUUUCAACUCCACACCUGCUGAAGGAGAGAACUAUGAUAACACACCAGUGAAAGGACCUGCCGCUUACAAACCUGCCGAGAAACAAGAUGGUGAUUACAUAUCAGAAGAAGAAGAAGAGGAAGAAGAAGAAGCGCAGUUGCCUCAUUACACACCUACAGAAGAACAUAUAUUUCAGAACAUACCUGAAAGAGAAGAGCCAGUACCUCAUUACACACCUGUGGAAGAAGAGAAGGUUCAUCACACAACUGAAGAAGAACAAAAGGGCUAUCACACACCUGUUGAGGGGCACUUGCCAGAUUACACAUAUGCAGAUGAACAGUACACUUGUUACACACCUACCGAUGAAACUAAUGGAUUUUUCACACCUGCUGAAGACGGAGAGGCCAUCCACACACCUGAAAAUGAGCCAAAUCCCUAUCACAAACCUGAAGAUGAGGAAAUAAUUCAUUGCAAACCUGAUGAGAAGAGUUUCACAUGUGACGAAGAGCAGGAGAAUCAAAACACACCUGAAAUAACACACAACACUGACAGGGAGGACUAUCACACACCUGCUGUGGAGGCAAACAUCAUUAGUGAACCUACAGAAGAAAACCUACUUCAUUCUACAUCUGAUAGCAAACUGUCCACAUCUGCUGAGAGAGACGAAGACACACUCACUUCUAGCAACAACAAUAACACACCUGACACAUGUACUCAUGGCGAGGGCGUGACUCUUGAUACACGUGACACUGACCUUGAGUCACGUUACAUACCUGCCAGUCACCUUGAGGCCCAGAAAGAAGAGAAGGACAAGGAGGAAGAGGAGGAGGAGAAAGGAGAAAAGAAAGCAGAGAAGAGGGUGGAAGGUGAAGAAGAAAAUAAAGAUGAAGAAGGAAGGGAAGAUGAUAACUUUGAGAUGAAUAUUAACAGAAGAUGGAGAACUGAAAGUGAGAAAGAAGAAGGGGAAGACAGUAAGGGAGAGGAAAAAAAUGAUAGCGAGAAGGAGGAAAAGGAAAACAGGGGAAGGGAAGGGGGGAAAGAUAGUGAAAGGGAAGAAAGACGAGAUAGUGAAGGGGAAGAAAGAAGAGAUAGUGGAAGGGAGGGAAGAAAAGAUAGUGAGGGGGAAGGAAGGAGGAGCAGUGAGAGGGAGAGGAAAGAUAGUGAGAGGGAAAGGAGAGAGAAUGGAAGGGAGGGAAGAAAAGAUAGUGACGGAGAGGAAAGAAAAGAAAGCGAGGAGGAAGAAAGAAAGAACAGUGAAAGGAAGGAGAGGAAAGACAGUGAGGAGGAGAGAAAGGACAAUGAGAAUGAAGGAAGAAAGGAGGAUGGGAGGAGGGAAAGAAAAGACAGUGAAAGGGAGGAAAAGAAGGAAGAUAGGAAGAAGGAAAGAAAGGACAGUGAGAGGGAGGGAAGAGGAGAUACUGAGAAGGAAGAAGAUAACAUUGAGAGGGAGGAAAGAGACGACAGUGUGAAGGAGAGGAGGAGGAACAGUAGCGAGGAAGGAAAAGGUGCCGCUGAGAAGGAGAGGAGGAGACCGAGUGAGUGGGAGUGGAGGAGGAACAGUGGAGGGGAGGAGAGGAGGAACAGUGACUGGGAGAAGAGGAAGAGUGAGGGGAAAGGGAAGGACUCUGGGGAGGGAAAGAAGGAAAGCGAGACGGAAGCAAGCACUGAGGAACACACAGCAGCACAGAUGGCUUCUGCCAGGGAUGAGGUUGUAGGUGUCCUCGGCCCUCCCGUGACUGCUGGAACAGAGUCUCUCGAGUCCCAUGCAGCUAGUGAGGAAGCGGGCGUCUCUAGGGCCACAGUGCUCUCGAAUCCCUCAGAGCUAGUUACUUCUGAGCACACAGACGUUCCGCAGCGCGGGUUGCGAGGGGGAAGGGAGAAAAGCAGCCGGGAAUUCAAGUCUCAUCAGAAACACGGCAAGGCCAGAUACCAGCAUACAGGUACCGGCGAUGGUGACACCGCAGGCAAAGCCUCGGUCGUAGAUAAUUAUGUAGAAGACGCCAGAGGAGAAGACAAGAGUGCGAACAAGAGAAGGCGAAACCGACGAAACAAAGGGAAAUAUCACCCGGAGCAGGAGACAGGUAUUCCUCAACCACAGUCGGCCACUGGGCGCGACUGGACUCCUUCGCGAACUGCAGAAGUAAAGUCUUUCUCUCAUGGAGGUUCCUGGGAAAUGGAAAUCUCUCAUGAGAGAGAUAUUCAUUACCACAGUAAGGAAUACCUCUCACAACGACAAGAACCCUGCUCUCCAAGGGAAAGCUUGGAAAGUUCCGGCACCUCUGCUUUCUUUCAUAAGCCAGCGGUCGCGCACCAGGGCGAGAUUGUCACCACUUCAGGAUCCUGCAAAAGAUCAAAUAAGAAUGUCCCAUAUCAGAAAAGGCAACACCAGACAAACCACAAGGACAAGUUUUCUGAUUGCCAGAGAGAAAGUUCCCGGCGUGUCGAGAGAUUUUCUGAAGAACAAAAGGCUAGGGGGGCAGGGGAGUUUGCUGUGCCAGGGUCUCUGGGCGCACCCGGCGGCAAAGGAGCUCAGGCUGGGGAAAGGAGGCGAGGCAAAGGAAAUGAAAAGGGUUCCCGAAAAGGCGAGUAUGGAGAAGAGGUCCUUCAAGAAAAGUUCGCCCCGGGAGAAGGAGGAGAGAGUGUUGGGAAGCCUCCCCUAGCAAAGAUCUGGAGCCCCAGAAUCGAACGGAAGGACAAGAAGGAAAGCAGAAAGGAAAGAAGAGAGAGGAAGGUUUUCGAUAAAUCUGGAGAAGAAUUAAAGAAAGGGGAAAUCAGAUCUCCCCGGGAGGACCUGAGUGGAGUGAGCGGGACGCCAGGCAGAGGCGGCGCCUUGCACUCACGCUCACCGCUUCUGGAAACUCCCGUGGAAGGAGUUGCUACUUCGGCGGCUCAAAAACGAGAGGUGAAGCCUGCCAACCACGCUUCGUCUGGUUCACUGCUGGGGUCACCACCACCACCAGCAUCAUCCCGCACCACGGCAAAGCUGAGGUACCCCGAGGCACUCUCACAGCCUCUCUCACCGCCACCGUCCCCGCCGCUGAACAAAGCCCGUGAGAUGAAAGAGAAAACCAAACUUACUUCAGGUGAGAUGGAAAAAAUCAAUGAAACUUGUCUUACUUCUGAUCCUCCCUCUUACGCCAAGAAGGCAGCAUCUCAAUCUGUCAUGUACACAAUACCAGAAACAGCGCCUGCCUCGCCCCAGCAGACAGAGAAAGGCACAUCAAACCCGCAUGGCAGCAAAUUGAGUCAGGAUCGACCACAGUACAACCCGAAAUCUUUCACCCACAAAGACACAUCAGAGCAUCUACCGCCUGACCAGACAAAGACCUCAAGACCAGCAAGUCAGGAGGAUAAACAAACACAAGGUUCCUCGUGCAAGAGUCCUCCUCCACCCUCCUGCGAUGCCUCCAAGUCAGCCACACAAACAUUCACUUCAUCGUCUACUGUUGACCCACAAACUUUACACAAGGAACUGACAUCAGCUUCUCAUUCUUCUUUUCCACCUCUCCCGUCUCCCCCACCCUCACAACAAGAGUCGUUGAGAGACUCCACAGGCACACCAACCUCGAGGCCCCCAUUGAAGCCGAAGCCAAACAUCACUGAAAUUGAUACGUCGCAGAAAGCAGAGGGUGUAGAGGAAGAGAACAUGUCAGGUGGAAAACCCAAGGCAAGAAGCGAGGAGCCACUUGGUUCACCAGGAAGGGUCAGUGUGGCUCAAAGGAUGAAGUUUCCUGAAUUGCAAAUGAGUGCCACAGAAACAAAAGCAGAUGGGAGUCAGGCAGGUGCAACGUCCCCUAAGCCAGACGUGACGCAAGCAAGAUCUACAACGGCAGCCAAACCCUCAGCAGGAUCAGAGGAAGGUGAUGCUGGUGUGGCCUCACCCAGGCACGCAUCGCCCUCCGCAAGGACUAUUUCCGCACAGAAAGCCGUCUCCAAGUUCCCCAGAGGAACAGAGGCAUCUCCCCGAUCUCCUUCUCCUUCCCACAUGACCUCCACUUUUUCCUCCUGCUCCGACAGUACAGAGUCUGCUGCUCUUCAGACAUCUGACAAACUACUUCAAAAGGCAACUUCGUCUCCACGACCGCGACGAUCAGACAUGAAGUCCGCAGCAUCAGAAUCUGUAAGGGAUUCCAAGUCCGGUGAGGGAGGACUUUCCGAGCCACAGUCUCCAAGCCAGCUGGCCAAAGAGGACUGGACUACCAGCGCACUUCAGCAGACGCAGCAAGGACACUCGUCCCAGGAAGGCUUCUCGCAAAAGGAAGCAUCGAUGCCUCGCCCACGUGACACUAGGGUGAUGAAAAAGAAGAGGCGACGUUAACUUGCUUCACGCAUGAUAAAAGCAAACAAUGAAAAUAAUGUUGAUUUACGAGGGAGGCACCACAGAGCACAACAACUACUACUGCUGCGUAUAUUUCCACAAUCGCCAUUCCUUUUGUCACUAAAUUCAGACAACUUUUAGCAUGACAUAUACUUUGUAGAAAAAUUUAUAGAUUGUAUCGUCACUUAGAGAGCAAUAAGAGCAUAAAGCUGAUGCCAAUAAAAUGAUUGAUGCGUAAAGGUGGUUGGCUAUAGGCUAAAGAAAAAAAUUGAGAGACUGUUUGAUUACCGUUUCUAAUAUUAAAGAGUUAUUAGCAAAAAGUUCCAUUCUGGAUGACCAAUUUAGUUUUGGAGAAGUCUUGACGUUCUUCUCUUAAAAUAGUUUGUCUUAAAAUUUUAAGACGAAAACGCAUGUAAUCAUGUUGCAUGUACAUGUUUCAGAGGUUUGUUUAUCAUUUAUACACGCUUGUAUUUGUUUCCAAAAAUGUACUGUUUUCUGGAUGCGUGCAUGUCACUUGCCAUUUAAUAAAAUGAUAUUCAAUACGCUUCAUGGUCCGCAUUCUGAAAAGUCUCGUCAUCUUAUCUCGGCUUCGUUCAACAGCUUGUUCUGGAAGUUACUGUGGUCUUCAAGAGCGUUUUCAUGAUUCUAAUGAUAAUUCUAUAAGGAUUACGUAACCAGAGAGAUAAACACCUAUGAGAACACGACUUUUAAUUUCUGUGGCCCUUGAUAAUUGACCUUAUGCCAAAGUAAAACGUUUCAAGAUACAAGCCUUAACAAACUGUUAUUAUGAUUUAAUUUCAUAUAAUAUAUUUGACUCCCGCAACGUGAGUGUUUCAUGAACUCGGGCAACAUUUAGUGCUGAGUAACGCUUGCAGGUCUUGCCAGCUUGUAGCAUGUUCGGGAUCAUGUGUCACAAAAGUGUUCUCUUCUCAUUGACUUUGAUUUAUCCCAGUUUUCACGAGCCUUGCUUGUUGGUGACGGGUAGAUGUGACGAAGCAACUGGAGCAGAAAAAUAUGAUGUUGGAAACUUCUAGGUAAUUGCAAUGAACACCAUGAGAACUCAGUCUUUAUAGUAAGUUGUAUAUGUGAAGACGUCCAAAGCAACGGGGAGGGUAAACAAGCACUGCAUGUUCUCCUGGGUCCACUCCCGCACAAAAUGUAAUGAAUGUAUUCUGCUAAAAUCCCUGUGAAGUUGAAAGCAUGUGUGGUAGCAGAGGACUGAAUGCAAAACAGGCGGUGCGAGUAGAAAAUGGACCUCGAUGGUUUUAUUGCGCUGCAACAACAAGAUCAUGAUUAUACGAAGUGUUCAUAGGAAAAUACAAUUAAAGAGAGAGAGAGAGAGAGAGAGAGAGAGAGAGAGAGAGAGAGAGAGAGUGUGUGUGUGUGUGUGGAAGAAGGGAACAGAAAGAGGAGUGUGAGGGUAGAUGUGAAGAUAAAGAUAGGGAGAGGGAUGAGUCGAGAGGGGAGAAGGGCUGGAAGAGAUAAAGUGGAGGUUUGGGAACAAAGUAAAACUACUGAACGAGUAAAAUUCAGACUAGAACUAGACAGCGUUAACCCAAGAGAUAUAUAGAGAGGUAAUUAAGAAUGUAACAAGGGGAUGGCAGUUAUGUGAAUCUAGCAAGCAUUAAAUAAAAUGAAUUUGCUUUUCA